Messenger RNA from Gigantopelta aegis, 1276 nucleotides. RefSeq names its product histidine N-acetyltransferase-like. The record is from RefSeq and is a predicted model, not a curated record. Gene Ontology annotation, molecular function: acyltransferase activity, transferring groups other than amino-acyl groups. The transcript is spliced from 4 exons. The coding region runs from base 147 to 1097 and encodes 316 amino acids. NCBI's taxonomy places the organism in Eukaryota, Metazoa, Mollusca, Gastropoda, Neomphalida, Peltospiridae.
UCUGAGGAUAACGAUAUAGAAAGGCUUUCACUCGCAUGACAGUUGCAGGUUUUAAAAGUGUCUGAAUUACCAAAUUGUUUUUACAAACAAUGCGCUAAAAUCUAGACCUCUGACUGAGUCAGGCUGCACAGUUCGAGCGGUUCGAAAUGGGGAGUGACUUCACAUUUAGAGAAGCCACAAUCAGCGACUACCACGACGUUAUGGCUAUAGGGGAAGUCUACAAUGGGGUAGAUUAUCUCCCUUCGCGAUAUGAAGAUAUGAUGCGCUCCCAUAACCACACAGGAUACGUUAGCGUUGUCAAUGGUGAAAUUGUGGCAUUUGUAGCUGCAUGUAUAGUGGACAAUGGCGAGACACUGGUGACCCGCGCGGGCAGGGUCAAUGACAAAUACAGAGGUCAAGGUGUAUACGGCUCAUUGCUCAGGUUCGCCCGGAAGCAGAUUGCGGCUGUUGGUGGUGUUAAGUACGAAGCGUUCACCACACUCUCAAAAAACUUUGAGGAGAACAAAGAUAAAAUUAAAGCAGUGUAUACAGAAAUACUUAUCAAGAAUGCCAUGUAUUACAGAUCAAGAUUCAAGAUCAAGGAUUUCAAAGCCCUACCAAAUGAUUUGAACACUAUGCCGACACUGCUUCAGAAAGCUGACUUGGAAAAUAUAUUUUCUUCAGACGCUACAUGCAAACAUCUUUUUAAAAGUAACAGAAUAGUGUGUGGAUGGGUACCGUUUCGUCUUCUGUCAUCAAACAUUGACUACAUAUUAAAGCCCGAUACUCUCCUGUUAGCUAGCUGCCGCCAUGAUAGGUCAAAUAAUGACGUCAUUUACACGUGCCUCACGGCGGGCAUGCACACCCCGUGUAAACUAGGCUUGGUAUACUCAAUAGAUAUAUUCGGCGGUGACGUCAGCGAAGUGCGUCAUCACAUACAGGUGCACGCUAAGAACCUGCAAAGCGUCGCAGACGAUCGAGAGUGUGCAGUGACUGUAAUGUGGGAGGACAACCUACUUCCUGCAGACGUUGAGAGUAUUUUAAACGGUGUAGACAUGGCCGAACCCACUAGGGCACAGGCUGGCAAAUUGUAUUUAUUGGAAAAACAAUUCCAGUAAUUUACUCCCGUUUGAAAAACAGACCGUCUUUAGGCCCAAAACUGGGUUUGGAUUUAAAUUUUUUCUUAAUAAUCAACAGGAACAAUAUGGAUAUAUAUCAUUCAAAGUAGAAUUCUCAUAAUUGUUGUUUGUUUUUAUGGAAGAAAAUAUAUCUAAACAUAUGGACGUUAUUAAUAUAU